Messenger RNA from Perkinsus marinus ATCC 50983, 718 nucleotides. RefSeq lists its product as hypothetical. The record is from RefSeq and is a predicted model, not a curated record. The transcript is spliced from 5 exons. Lineage: Eukaryota; Perkinsozoa; Perkinsida; Perkinsidae. The coding region runs from base 22 to 699 and encodes 225 amino acids.
UCAAGUUCGCUUUGUUCAUACAUGGUGGCUGCUGCUGUCGGAGCCGACAUAGGGCAUUCGGUAAUCGGAUACCUGCAGCAUCUGGAGAGGACUUUGGAUAUGCUAUGCCCGAGGUUGAGGCCAUGUACUACUACCAUGAAGUGUGACAUUCAGCUGGCUAAGGCUUACUCUUGUUCCGUGGACGAAGUGAGGAAAGCGGCUGACCAAGUGAAGAGCAGCUUAGAUGAGACUUCACGGAAGUGUGAUGUAUGUGAGGGACCCAUCACUGGCUGCUUUGAUUCCUGGAAACCGGAAAUGGCUGACUCGAGACACAUCCUAGUGGAUUGGGUUACUGACUGUGCUAAGCAUAAGACGUACCCCGCUGGCAAGUGUCGGGUAUUAUGCGGGAAGUGUUCACUACUCUCCGAUCUGGGUGCGCUUGGCCACCUUUCCGCGAUUGCUGGUGAUGAAGCCGCUCUUUGCGAAGUGGCAGCCCACCACAACAGGCUCAAUGGUACUAAAGGUGACAUUAGCAAUGUCCUUGCUACUGCUACGGCACUAUUCGUAUUACGGAGAGAGAUAGAGCCCCAGGUAAGGGCAGUGAAGGCCAAGGAUAUGGAUACGAUUCCUGAAGUCUUGUUCAUUAAAGGUCCUGAAAGCAAAGUAUUGUCCAAACCACGUAGUAAAAAGAGCAAGCACUGCAAGAAUAGUACUGCUUGAGAACGUUUCGAACCUUGAA